Messenger RNA from Colias croceus (clouded yellow), 1405 nucleotides. RefSeq lists its product as uncharacterized. The transcript has 5 exons. Gene Ontology annotation, biological process: arachidonate secretion; phospholipid metabolic process. The record is from RefSeq and is a predicted model, not a curated record. Lineage: Eukaryota; Metazoa; Arthropoda; Insecta; Lepidoptera; Pieridae. The coding region runs from base 75 to 1052 and encodes 325 amino acids.
CGAAGAAAGCAGUAAGCACCUCUCAGUCCGCGUUCAUCCACCGAGCGGAGCGCACGUCAUGGACAAUUGACACAAUGUCGUUUCGUAGACUCCUCACCGCGAUGCGAUCCGCCCGGGACGCCAUACACCGCGGCGCCCCGAUGGCAGAUGGAGUCCUAAAGUCCUUAUUGAGUGUUGUGGUGAUCUGUUGCAUUGCUGUGUCCUCCCCGCAGGCGGCGUCUGCGAAGCCCUUCACCUUCAGCUUACCGGCGAGCUGGUCUCUUGCAGGUCUCGUCGGCAGCGUCGGCGCGAGAUCCGACAAUGCAAUCAGCAAGGACCCCGGAGUGAAACCGUACUCGGGAAGACGGGUCGCCAACGACACCCUGAGGAUGAUAUACUUCCAUGACCAGACUGUCGCGGUGGUGGAACUGGGAGAGGAUAAAUUGCUGCUGAACUGCGAGCUCAUUGAGACUUAUGACGAAGACGACACAGGCCGUCUGCUCCGACACCUCAGCAGAAUCAACCGACCGCUCGGCAUCACUUUUCUGCAGAUGAUCAAGCUGAUGGGCCAGUGCCAGCAGGUCACGACACGACUGUACGAUCAGUUGGAAGGCCUAGAAACAGGCGCGGAAAGUAAUCGCGAGAUCUGGCACGAGGAGCCCGACGCGGAGGCUCGGCUGCGGGCGGGGGGCGCGCACGCGGGGCUUUUUGGCGGCAGCCCCUUGUCUUUGUUGCAGGGAAUCAUACCUGGCACAAAAUGGUGUGGCACGGGCGACAUAGCGAGCGACUACCACGACCUGGGCGCGGACCGGGCGCUGGACCGCUGCUGCCGCACGCACGACCUGUGCCCGACCAAAGUGCGCGCUUUCUCCCGCCGAUACAACCUCACCAACAACUCGCUGUACAGCAAGUCGCACUGCAAAUGUGACGACAUGCUCUUCGACUGCCUCAAAACCACCAACACGUCCGCCUCGCACCUCAUGGGACACAUCUACUUCAAUUUAGUCCAAGUGCCCUGUCUCGAAGACAGGCCCAACGGCCGACGGUUUCGGAACGCCAGACCCGGCUUCUAGCGACAUCUAGCGAAUAAGUUCGAAUUGUACUAGCGCCAUCUAGCGGUUCGUUUGCACAGAUUUAAUGUUACGCGGUAAAUUGCAUUUAAUGUGAUGGUCAUCGUGAGUUGUAAAUAAUUUAGUACCUAAAUAUCGUUAUGUAUUAUACUUUUAUUGUAACUAAUUAUUUAGAUAUUAAACCUGUGAUAUGUCUGUGCCUUGUAAUGUUCUACGUAAUUUAGGGAUGGCGCUGUUAAAAUAUUAAAUAAUUUAGUCACUUUAUUACAUUUUAAGGUUUAUUUAUUUUGUUUAUAUUAUGAAACAUCGUUCGUCCGAUAUAAAAUAAAAUAACAUUCCAAAACAUUAAUUGUAUU